Messenger RNA from Aspergillus niger, 993 nucleotides. RefSeq lists its product as uncharacterized. Lineage: Eukaryota; Fungi; Ascomycota; Eurotiomycetes; Eurotiales; Aspergillaceae. The transcript has 10 exons. The coding region runs from base 1 to 993 and encodes 330 amino acids. The record is from RefSeq and is a predicted model, not a curated record.
AUGGCCGUCACAAGAGUCCAGCAGAGUAUAUCUUCGCCAACAGUCAAGAUACCCCGGCAAGAUACUUCUCUCACCAUCCGCCUCCCUGAAAUAGGCCGAAGGCGACUACAAAAGACGGACUUCGCUUAUUUCUGUUCCAUCGCAGCUCCAGAUGCUGAGCCCGAAGAGUUGCGGACAGUUAUUGACUGGGGAAACUGGGUGUUCCCUUUUGAUGACCUCUUCGAUAAUGGAAGCCUCAAGGACGACCCAGAACGUGCCCAAAUACUUGUUGAGGAUUUGCGAGCAGGCAUGGCCGACGAAGCUGGGCAGAGGCCAGUACUCUCAGAUUACCCAAUAGUACAGGUGCACAACUCAGUAUGGCACCGAAUCACUCAGGCUCAACCUAUCGGGAUUCGUCGCAGGUUUGCACGUGCCAUGAAUGACUACUGCACCGGAUGCUUGGCUCAAGUACGCUCAUGCUCCAAGGGAGAGUUGCCCUCGCUUGAAGAAAUGCUCUGUCUGCGUAGGCAGUCUGCAGGUGUUUCGCCGCUCUUUGCCUUAGUAGAAUAUGCCCACAAACUAGAUAUCCCAGAUCAUGUGUUUGAAUGCAAGAGCAUCCAAGAGAUCGAGAGGAUUGGUACUGACCUCGUGUUACUGCAAAACGACAUACUAUCAUACUGCAAAGAAGAGAAAGAAGGUGUGAGCCAUAACUUAGUGGCCAUCUGCCGUCACAAUGGCAUGCCAGCGCAGGUAGCGUUUAAUCAUGUCGGCGAAAUGCUCAUUGAGCGCUACCGAGACUGGUACCUUGCUUUGGCAGCACUGCCAACCUGGGGGGAACGGGUCGAUGCAGAUGUUCAAGAAUACAUCCGAGGCGUGCAGAAUGUCGUUCGCGCUAAUCUUCACUGGAGCUUCCGGUCCGGGCGAUACUUUGGGAAAGCAAACGACCAAGUGCGGAAGACCGGAAUGGUGACUGUGCGGGGCAACAACGCCGACUUCAAGCUGUCUAUGGCGUAG